AUGUCACGUCCUGAGCAGUUGGCACCGGCAGAGGUGUUUUAUAAUGAAACAGAAUCUCGCAAAUAUACCAAUAAUACACGUAUCCAGCAUAUUCAGGCGAAAAUGACACUUCGGGCCUUGGAAUUGCUAAACUUGCCGAAGGACACGGCUAAUUUCAUUCUCGACAUAGGGUGUGGGUCAGGACUUUCUGGAGAGAUUUUAACAGAGGAAGGAGAUAUGUGGAUUGGAAUGGAUAUAUCACCUGACAUGUUGGCUACUGCUUUGGAUAGGGAGGUGGAAGGAGAUCUGCUUCUGGCAGAUAUAGGGAAUGGAAUUCCCUUCAGAGCUGGAACUUUUGACGCAGUGAUAUCGAUUUCUGCAAUCCAAUGGCUGUGUAAUGCCGAUACAAGUAAUGCCGAUCCAAAGAGAAGAUUGUUGAGGUUUUUCAAUACGUUGUAUGCCUCACUGAAAAGAGGUGGUAAAGUUGCAGCACAGUUUUAUCCGAUGAAUGAUAAUCAGCUGGAUCAGAUUCAAAGUGCCGCCAAGGUAGCAGGAUUCCAAGGAGGUGUGGUUAUUGAUGAUCCGGAGAGCAAGAAGAACAAGAAGUAUUACCUGGUUCUAUCCGCUGGUACUCCAGAUGUUCAGAUCAACUUAGAAGGAGUAGUGAUGGAUGCUCCCACCAAGGAAAGAAAACUUAAUAAGAAACAGAUGAAAUUAAUGGAGACAAGAAAAGACUACAUCCAGCGUAAGAAAGAAGUAAUGAAGAGGAGGGGAAAGAGUGUGGCCAACGACUCCAAGUUUACAGCCAGAAAGAGAAGACCAAGAUUUUGA
Komagataella phaffii GS115 is the source of this 810-nucleotide messenger RNA. RefSeq names its product Protein involved in bud-site selection. NCBI's taxonomy places the organism in Eukaryota, Fungi, Ascomycota, Pichiomycetes, Pichiales, Pichiaceae. The record is from RefSeq and is a predicted model, not a curated record. Gene Ontology annotation, molecular function: rRNA (guanine) methyltransferase activity. The transcript has a single exon. Gene Ontology annotation, biological process: rRNA (guanine-N7)-methylation. Gene Ontology annotation, cellular component: nucleolus. The coding region runs from base 1 to 810 and encodes 269 amino acids.